This is a messenger RNA of Triticum aestivum (bread wheat), 2369 nucleotides long. Its product is annotated as purine permease 1. Bases 97 to 903 code for a protein of 268 amino acids. Gene Ontology annotation, cellular component: membrane. Gene Ontology annotation, molecular function: purine nucleoside transmembrane transporter activity. The transcript is spliced from 2 exons. Lineage: Eukaryota; Viridiplantae; Streptophyta; Magnoliopsida; Poales; Poaceae. The record is from RefSeq and is a predicted model, not a curated record.
UGAAGUGUCACCCACCCGGCCAGCCGGCCUCGUUGUAGAGCUGGGCAGUUUUUCUCCCUCCCAAACCUCGACCGAGAUCAGUCUGCCGGCCACCUCAUGGAGGAGGAAGCAACAUCCCAGCGCCGCGCGCAGCAGCCAGCAUGCAAGAAUGACAGCACCAAGCAGCUCCCUAGCAGCGCCGGCGCUAAACCGCUCCGCCACAACCCCCUCCUCGUCGUCAACUUCAUCCUCAUGGCCGUCGGUUCGGCGUGCGGCCCGCUCCUCCUCCGCGCCUACUUCCUCCACGGCGGGACCCGCAAGUGGCUCUCCAGCCUGCUCACGACUGCCGGUUGGCCGCUCCUGCUCGCGCCGCUCAGCGUCUCCAUUCUCUCCCGCCGCCGGCACAACAGAUACGGCGACACGGCCACGCGGCUCUUCCUCAUGUCGCCCCGCCUCCUGGUAGCGACCGUCGCCGUCGGCCUCAUGACCGGCCUCGACGACUUCCUCUACGCCUACGGGCUGGCAUACCUCCCGGUGUCCACCUCCUCCAUCCUCGUCUCCACGCAGCUGGCCUUCACGGCCGCCUUCGCGCUGCUGCUCGUGCGCCAGCGGUUCACGGCCUUCUCCGUGAUCGCCGUUGUGCUGAUCAGCGUCGGCGCCGCCAUGCUGGGGAUGAACGCCGGAGGGGGCCGCCCCGCGGGGGUGACCCGGGUGCAGUACUACGCCGGGUUCGGCAUGACGCUGGGCGCCGCAGCGCUGUACGGCCUCGUGCUGCCCGUCGUGGAGCUCAGCCAGGCGAGGCACGCAGCUCGCGCAGGUGCGGCCGUCACGUACACUCUUGUCAUGGAGAUGCAGAUCGUGAUCGGCUUCACCGCCACGGCCUUCAGCGCCGUCGGGAUGCUUGUGAACAACGAUUUCCAAUGAAGGGGGUGUCCAAUAUUUGCCAUACUAGGUACCUUAUUCUCAAGAUGAGUGUUUAUUCACUUGUCAUUGCACGAGAGUGUGGCAGGUAAUAGGGAUGUCCAGUACCGAAAUGAAAAAAAUUAUAUAUUAUGUUCAUAAUAAAUUCCUUGGAAAGUGUUGGUAUGGAAGGCACCCGUGGAUAUGGCUAGCCAUGGAUUGUGUAAGAAUGGUGGAAAGGAAAUAAACUUUGUUUUCUAUUUGGGGACCGCCUAUGAUUUAUCUAGUAUGGAAGAUAUUGGAAAUUCUCAGUCGUUUUCGUUGAUAGGAAAAGCAUGCCUCUCAAAAUAAUUUUAUCUCUCAAUUUAAGCUAUGAGCUCUGGCACCUCUACAAAUCUCUGCUUCCCUCUGUGAAGGACUUUUCUAUUUAAUUUUAUGCAAUUUUUAUUUUUAUUUUGGGUCUCCAUCUCCUCACAGAAAGCACCAAAUUAGGGAACACUAUUGUCAUACUUGUGCAUUGGAUGUAGCUCAUAUUUGAGUGUGUUUCAUGAAUGGAUCAGUGAUUGAGCAUAAUGGGCUAGGGAUAACUUACUUUAACGUUGAUAUUUUGAAAGACUUGGUUGCUUGUUGAUACGUUUGAGUAUUGAUGUCUUCAUGUCAAAUUAUAGAUUAUUGCUUUGAGUCAUGUGAUGAACAUGUUAGGUAGCAUUCCACAUCAAAAUUUCUGUUUUUGUCAUUUACCUAAUCGAGGAUGAGCCAGAAUUAAGCUUGGGGAUGCUUGAUACGUCUCCAACGUAUCUAUAAUUUUUUAUUGUUCCAUGCGAUUAAAGUAUCAAUCUUGGAUGUUUUAUAUACAUCUACAAGCAACUUUAUAUCAUUUUUUGGGAAUAACCUAUUAACUUACUGCCCUAUGCCAUUUGCUGUUUUUUGAUUGUUUUUGGUUUCGCAGAAUAUUAGUACCAAACGAAGUCCAAAUGCCAUGAAACUUUUUGGAAAUUUUUCUCCGGACACAAGGGACACUAGAAGCUUCGGGAGAAGACCAGACGUGGGAGCAUGGGCCCACCACCCACCAGAGCACACCAAGGGGGGGGGGGGCAGGCGCACCCUCAUGGGUGCUGGGGCCCACAGAGGUUCGUUUGACCUAACUCUGCCUCUAUAAAUACCCAAAAAUCAGUAUACCGACAGGGGAGUCUACUAAAUACUUUUUCCGCUGCCACAAGCCUCUGUUCUUGAAAGAUCCCAUCUAGGGACCUUUUCUGGCACUCUGUCGGAGGGGGAAUCGAUCAUGGAGGGGUUCUUCAUCAACCUAGUUGCCCCUCCAAUGAUGCGUGAGUAGUUUACGAGACCCACGGAUCCAUAAUUAGUAGGUAGAUGGCUUCUUCUCUCUCGAUGUUUCUCAAUACAAUCUCCUCCUUGCUGUUCUUGGACAUCUAUUUGAUGUAAUGACUUUUUGUGGCAUGUUUGUUGAGGUCCGAUGAAUUUUGAGUUUA